AUGGCGAUGGCGUCUUCAUCUAGCCAGUCCAUAGUGAGUCUUAAAACAGAGGCGUUACUGUAUCAACACGCCGCCGAGCUGAUUGGGAUCCUGUACGCCAUCAACAUCGUCAACAAAAGUCGCACUCCGACACUGAAAAAUAUCCCAUACGCAGGUGAGAUCUGCCACUAUCCUCAGUGA
Molecule: messenger RNA, 180 nt
Organism: Penicillium atrosanguineum
Lineage: Eukaryota; Fungi; Ascomycota; Eurotiomycetes; Eurotiales; Aspergillaceae
Exons: 1
Coding region: 1-180 (59 amino acids)
Source: RefSeq, a predicted model, not a curated record